GUCUUUAAAGUUCCAAUUUCAGUCAGAGUUGUUUAGAUUGACUAACAUCCUCUUAUUUUAACAAAAUGGCUGAAUCUGUGUGGAAUACAGUUUGAUGUACAGAAUUUAAAAAAUAGUUGGCCCAUAGUACAAUUCAAAGGCUAGUAGUUCCCCCCUUCCAUAGUUCGAGUCCAUCUUCAAAUAUUACUGUAGUGUGACACAGGUAUACUGAAGGCAGACUACAGGUAAUACAGUGGUGUGUUGACACUGUAUCAGGGGAAAAUAUUAUUGACACCAAAUGUCAUUUUUCCAGUUCUAUGAAUGGUAUACAAAACAAAACAGUCUACAGGAAACUGAUAAAAGCUGAUGUGAGCUACAGUUGAUUAAAAUAAAAAUGUACGGGUCAUGUAAACCAUCAAAAAAUUCCAUCAUAACCUAUAAACUGAAGAACCACACAAACCCACACCAGACACACACGCACACGCAUGUAAAAACAAAAUUUUUUGGUGCAUUCAGAGUGCUUUUUCAACAAUUAACGAAUACUUUUAUUUACACUUCUGUCUAGGAUUUCUUAUCCGAACAGACUAUCCGGACUAACUUAAUUCACCGCUCCCUCAGUCGUUAUUUAGGUGUGUACUGUCGGACGUUUCCACAACACAUUUUCGUGUUUAACCUGUUUGAUUAGUUAAUGUCGCAACGGGUAUUCGUUUAGUUUUGAUGGUUGUCUCGCGAACCCUUUAAUAGUCGUAGAAAUGCACCAGAACGAACCUGCCUGAACUUCGCUUACGGAGCGCCACAUUUAAGGGUAUACAACUGAGCGUGACGGCUCUCGUCGCUUUAACAAUUAUGGAGGGGCAGUGGAAUUUCAGGUUCGGGGUAGUUAUCCUAGGUGACUCCGCGGUGGGCAAAUCAUCACUGCUGCGCCGCUACACCGAGGGGACUUUCGAAGACUCAAACCAGUCACCUCUAGGAAUCGAUUUCAAAGUGCAACAUCUGAGCUUCGACCCAGGCGUCACCAUAAAAAUGCUUCUGUGGGACACCGCGGGACAGGAGAGAUUCAGGUCAAUCUCCAAGUCCUACAUGCGGAACUCGGUGGGCUGCAUCCUGCUGUUCGACCUGACCCAGCGGCAGACCUUCGAGCGGGUGAGGGAGUGGCACCGCGAGGUGGUGGAGUACGUGCAGCCGGCCGUCAUGGUGUUCACGCUGGUGGGCCACAAGAGCGACAUGGUGGUGCGCAGGCAGGUGAGGCGGACGGAGGCGGAGGCGCUGGCCAAAGAGCUGGACAUGGGCACUUACGUGGAGGUGUCCUCCAAGGACGACGUCAACGUCACCCUGGCCUUCGAGACUAUCGCCAGGGAGAUCUACGAGAAGCACCGCAACGGCAUGAUCCCCAUCAUCGAUGACUGGCACGGGCUGGCCAUCGGAGUCCCCGUCGAAAAGGAAACUCCCAAACCUGAGAAAAAAGGUUGCUGCGGGUGACACCCCAUCCUCACCCCAAGCUACAACAGUUUCCACAUUCAGAAGAGAUUUUUCGAUGGAUUUUUUUUUUUUUUAAGUCAGUCGGUAAUAGUCCCCAUUGUCACAGUUACUGCAAUCCAUUUAGACUCAUGGUCCAAGCCCUUUAACUAGUUUGGAAAUCAUUUGCAUUUUGUUAUUCUGGAAAAAGUGUUCAAGUGUGAAAAUGGCAGUUGUCAUAAGUGAACAGCGGCAAGUCAGCUGAUGCUUUUCCCCUUCUGUGUACCAGAGUUGGGGUCAAUGCUGUUCAUUCAGUUCAGGAAAUUAUUUGAAAUUCAAUCAAUUAAUUGAGAAAUUAUUGUGAAAUAUGCGCAUUUUCAAAUUCAUGAACAGAAUUUCAUUUGAUUUGUUGAACUGAAUGAAGUGACAUUUGGAAAUGAUUCAUUUGUGCUAGACGUGUCUCACCAAAACAUCCAUGUUUGAUUUUGUAGCUAAUUUACUUCAUGAAGAGGUCUUACAACAGUUGUGGCUCUAAGUUGAUAUGUUUUACAAUUACCAUGAGGUGUAAUUUAGACACAAAGUAAUCUAUGUGUUAGAAUUUGAUCUUAGCAAGCACUCAUGGCAGUCUAUCCAUAGAACAAAUAUAUAAUGUUGUUACCUUACUGAUACAUACUUUCAAGAGGCACAGUUGUAGAGCCAGUGGUACAAAAAUGUUCUCUAUAACGGAAUAUUACAAAGGAACUAUCCGAAUGACCCCUCCCACUUCAGUCUGAUUUUAUCACAAGCCACCAGUCAAAUGACAGAGUAAGCUAUAUCCUGUUGUUUCAUCCAAUGUAACAUGUUAUUACAUGCUUGCUCCCAAAAGCAAGAUUAGGUUACUGCCAUUUCCACUUUUUACAGAUGCAAGCCCUGUGUUGUUGGGGUAGUACGAUAAUGGGAAACAAAUUGACCAAGACUGACGGUCGGCAUGGCAUUUUACUGUGAAUAACAAGUUCCAUCAUAUAAUAGCUGUUGUCUGAGAGAAAAUGUAGUUAUUUGAACCUCUAAACUACGUGAUGUACCUCACUCACACUGCAGCCUUGUAGUGUCCUUCUCGGCAUGUGUAAUCCAUCAGGGCAUUGAUUACGAUCUGGAUUCCUAUUAACUGCAGAGCUGCACAGACACCAACUUCAAUUCCAGCGAUGUAACAUGGAUAAGCCAUUUCCACAAUCUUGAUUUAUUGUCUUAUUUUACAAGAAAGCUAAACAGAGCUUUUUUUUCCUAUUAAAAGUUAAACAGCCCAUAGCAGCAUUACAAACAAUCACAUAAAACUGUUUUUAUUAUUUUUUAAAACAAAUGUGCUAGGUUUUAUUAGUUAAUCGAUUAUGUUGUUUUAGUCGUGCACAAUUACAUCUCAAAUAGAAUAUACAGAUAUUAACUCUUGACUUUCUAUUUAAAUCAAACCUUUACUUGAAACUUUCAACAGUGAUUUUGAAACUUUCAUCACUGAUUUUUAAACUUUAACCAGUGAUUUUGAAACUUUCACCAGCAGAAUGUUCAGUUUACCUUUGUCUUCGCUCCAUGCCUGUCACAGAUGCCAUUAUAUAUGGUACAAUAACAUCAAUGUGAGCUGGCAGAACACCAGCAGCCUGGAGGGAAAAAGUUAGGAAUAAUUUGGAAAACUAGCUAGAGCUCAGUUCACUAAUGAGAAGCUACUCAACUGUCUGCCUAAUCAGCUCAUGACAGUAAUAAUUAUACUCUUUUCAUUAAAGAAAAAACUAUUUAAGACACAAUGUAUCAUACUGCAAUUCUUUCAAAUAAUGAAACCCCACACACACUUAUAACAAAAUGAUUUUUAAUAUAUUUUGCUUUCAUAUCAGUCACAACAUUAUAAUGUAUUAAAAUGUAAAGAUACAAAAGAGAAAUAAAUUGUUUCUGGGUCGUGUAUACGUUUUUAUAAUCUUGUUUUCCCAAUUAGUUGAAAAUGAUCCUUGGUUAUCAAUAUUAUCCAUAUCAAAACCUUAGACAUUAUAUAUAUUUUUAUUUUACAGUUUGUCGUUCUGUGCAGAACUAAAAAAAUUUAAAAUAAAAAUUUAAAAUCAAUAGUUGAAUAAGCUUGGAAUGAUAACCUUUUACAUUAAAAAAAACAUGUAUGGUCAAAUAAAAAUAACAUGAAACGUAUGAAUGGUCAGAUUAAAAAUAAAAGUUUGUGCUGAAGCUUUUUUUAAGCCUUGAUAUAUUUUUAACAUAAAAAAGAUUCCAUUUAUUUGUUUUUUCCAGCCUGUCACCAUGUGUUUCCUUGUGCAGUACAUUCAUUAGUGUCCAAAGGGAACACAGCCAAAGAUACUCCCAAAGAAGAUAUUAUAAACAGGGCAUUGGAAAACCAAGACCACCAGCUGACAGAAACAGGAAACGGUAAUUAACCUAAAUAAAAACAAGAGUUGCAGCUUCUAAAAGUGCAAAACGUAUCCAGUUUAUUGUAUUGAAAGCACACUAAAAUCAAACAUGCCUGUCUCCCAAACAUUUGAGACAACUUAAUGCAUUAACAAAACAAAACUAUUUUGUAUAUUCAGUAGUUCAACAGUUGGUAAAUGUCCUCCUUUCUAGGGCUUUGAAAGUGUGAUCUUCAAGAAACAGGUCAUCUAAAGAGAUGUUUUGGUGAGCCACUGUAAUAGAUUAUGAAGGGAAUUUUUUAAAGGGACUAUGAUUAAUUGUAUUACAAUGUAGUUUUCAAAAUCACAUUUUCUUUCCAUAAUGCAGAUUGAGAAAUAAUAGUUGUGUCUCACCAUAAUGUGCCUUUCUUUUAUUAGUAAGGCUACACCAUGACUACAACACAACAUUUUAAUAAUGCAUGACAUGUUUGUCUUGACAUAUAGUUAUUUCACUAUAUUGAGACAACUGUUUAAAAAAUAUACAGUUAUCAGUUGUUGAAUGACUACAAUGACACUUAUGGCAUGAGAGCAGUGCCAUUUAACUAGGACCACCAAUAUGCGAGCAGAUAAAUCAAAACAUCAUAGUACACAAAUGAUUAAGCCUAGCCAUUUUUCUCCAACUUUCUUCUAUAAGAUCUAAUUAAAACCAUGAUGUGAACUUGUGCCAACCUCAGUCAAGAAUAUCAAAGAAUGCAGAAUUUCAACCAUCAGUGCUGACAAUGUAAUUUGGUAUUAUUGUAAUGCAACUCCUCAUAAUUGAUGCUCAUAUAGCAUAUCUUAUCAUGGUCUUUGUCUGUUGGUGGGUUUAUGAAUAUUAUUGAUCUGUUUAAGGAGGUGCCCUAUAGUCCUUAUUAAGGUUUUGGGUUGUUUAUAUUAGCCUUCAUCGAAGACAAUCUUGUUACUAAGUAGUUUGUUUUCUGCAUUGGUUGUUUGAAGUGUGUUGUAGUGUGUUAAUACAUGAAGGACACCAAACUGUAUAUAACCUGACCUAUCUGUACUCUAAAAAUAACUUGUAUCCUUAUUCUGAGAAUAAGAACCCACAUUCUAUAUGUAGACUCAUAUAUAUAAUAAAGCACUUGCCAUUUCCUGUGGCUUGACUUCACCUAACUACUUAUGAUGCUUGGUCAGUAAUUACACAUCCUCAUAUUUACUGUAUUUGAUCUUCAGUUUAUUCUCCACUGGUCUGGUAAUUUACAUAAACAAUACUGAAGCAAUAUAAUCAUUUAUUUUUCUCUGCAACUGCAAUUUUUGAUAGCGAACAUCCUUAUCAUAACUAAAAUAAUAGGCCUAAGUGUCAUUUUAUAAACUGACUGUUUAAAA
Molecule: messenger RNA, 5165 nt
Organism: Anguilla anguilla (European eel)
Lineage: Eukaryota; Metazoa; Chordata; Actinopteri; Anguilliformes; Anguillidae
Product: ras-related protein Rab-39B
Exons: 2
Coding region: 826-1458 (210 amino acids)
Molecular function (GO): GTP binding; GTPase activity
Source: RefSeq, a predicted model, not a curated record